Messenger RNA from Blepharisma stoltei, 1776 nucleotides. Lineage: Eukaryota; Ciliophora; Heterotrichea; Heterotrichida; Blepharismidae. The record is from the annotation of a GenBank genome assembly.
AUGUCAUUAUCAUUAAGAGACCAGCUGCCUACAGAAGACGGGAUAACACUAACUCCCCUCAGUGAGCGAGUUAAAACAUUGAAAAGAUCCCUAUUUUUUGGGCAAAAGCACUUACACGAGGGUACAAAAAUGUUUUUAAUAUUUUAUUAAAAAAUACUUCUAUAUAAAAGUUAUAAUUAUUAUAAUAAAUCUCUAGCUUAAUUUAUAGCAGCUAGCGCUAAAAAAAAACAGAUUUUUUUUGUUCGCUCACAGAAAGAUGGGGGAGUAAGAAGAGUGACAUCAAUUUCUAUCAGUGAGCCUUCAUCAGUUCCUUGGGAACGAUCUCCGAGACAAAGCACCAUUUUGCUUGAAUUCUCCAAAGUCCAAUUUUUUAUUGAAGAAGACUUUCUUUAUGAAAUUGAAUCCUCUUAUACAGAGCCUUUAUCCCAAGAUUCCUUGGAAAGCCUUAUAAAUGCUUAUAAGCAGAAAGAAAAAUGCCUUAUAAUUGCAGUCGUGAGGAGCAGAGAUACAGAACACUCAACCGUCAUUCACAAUUUUUAUUUCCAUGCGCAUCUUUUAAACAAACUUUUGUUUAGAAGAAAGCCUCAAAGUGGAGAAAUUAUAAGUAGAUAUCACGUUGAGCACCCAAUUCAAGUCAAUAAUCCGAUGACAAACCUACCGAUAAUUGGAGAAGUGGAAUACUUUAUUGCUAAAGAUGGAGCUAAUACAUUCAGAGCCAAUUUUAUUGGCACUGAUCAUACUUUUGCAAACAGUGAAACUCUAAGACAUGUUUUCGAGUCCAAUGCUCUUAAGCCAGAAGAUGCAGAACUAAAUGAAUUCAGUGCACCAAUUACUGAUUUUACAAGGUUUUUAGACCUUGAUAUAAACAGUUUGGAAAUCCUCACAAGACUUGUAGAGCUACAAAGAGACACUCUUCUAGCCCAGAUUAAAGUGCCUUUUACCCAAGGCUUUUUAUAUGGAAUGCUGAUGAUUAUCAAUUUUAUAUUAAUUGGAACGGUUAUAACAUUUUCUAUUCAGAGAGUAUUUUUUAUUUAGUUUAUUGAAGCCCGUGAAGGAUCUUAUGAUGAUUUUUCAUUUGGUGAGAUGAUUCCUUAUGGAUUAUUAUCUUAUCUUAUAUUAUCUAUAAAGUUUUUACGUCCACUACGGGGUCUCCCUGUCCAGGGAUAUCACCAUAUUUAUCCACGUGUCGGGCCCACGAAUCGCUGGACCGAUCCGCUUUGGUUACCAAGGCACAGGACAAACAGAUGUCACCGGCUUCGACGGGCUUCGCUGCCGCCACGGCUUUAUUCGACUCAGCUCCUGCGCAUGUUCCGCCUAAGGGUCACCUUCCUCGGGUGUGCUGAGAGUUAAAAUCUGAGCCUCUUGAUCGCACUAAGGAGCAGUUCCUCUAGUUAUCCCAGAGUUAAACCGCUGUUGCUAUCUCAAGAUAAAACCCAGCCCCAUAAAUAAAAUUGCUUGAGGGAGAGAAAAUUAGCGGAGCUAAUUUCGCUCGAACCGAAUGCCAUUUUAUUUAUUUAUGGAUUAUUAUCAAUUUCUUCAAUGUCUCUUGAUAAAUUGACGUGCAAAAUCUACAGAAGCUCAGAAAGCAGGCCUAUUUUUAUGGCAAAAUUGCUGACUUGGGCUAUUUUAUAUGGAGGUCUUGGCCUUUCUUUUACAGCGCAAAGCCUGGGGAUUGUCUAUUUCUGCACUACCGGACUUAUGGGCUACGCUUUCUUUUAUUUGCUAUUCAGUAUUUGUCUCUUUUUCGCCCAUGGCUCUCAUAAGAAAUUGACAUAA